Molecule: messenger RNA, 459 nt
Organism: Alternaria burnsii
Lineage: Eukaryota; Fungi; Ascomycota; Dothideomycetes; Pleosporales; Pleosporaceae
Exons: 2
Coding region: 1-459 (152 amino acids)
Source: RefSeq, a predicted model, not a curated record
AUGUUUACUAAACUCGCCGUAUCUUUUCUUGCUAUACAAAUGCUAGCAUCGGCAGCGCCAAACCAACAACGGAGAGCCAACGACGUUGACAUUACGAGCCUAGAAAAAAACGUCACAUCGACCAGCGGAGUCGGCAAUGUCGCAGCUGCGGGUAGUCUUACACCAUUUGGCGACAUCGGCGUAGGCUGCGGCAUUAACUGGCAAGCCGGCGUAUCAUACGGAGGCGGGCUUACAGCAGGGUCCAGUGACUUCGGUCUAGGCGGUGGCUUCAACAUAACCCCCGAAGUCCUCACAGUAGGGGCUGGUCUUGGCUUGAACUCGGCGAACGUUUCUGCCAACAUACAAUUCACAGGGGCGAAGAACGGCAGUGUUGAGCUGGUUUUCGAAAGCAGUGCACCAAUUGUAUGCACGCCGGGAUUCAAAGAUGGAAAAUCGACUGUGUCUUGCACCACGGUGUAA